AUGAUCAAAGUCAUCUACUUUGCUGCCAUUCAAAGCAGCCACGAGGACUAUUCGAGAGUCCAUGGCUGGAGAAUUCAUAUUUUGGUGAAAAUGAUUCCGUCCCACGACAUCCACAAUGAGAUCCACGCCCUUUUCAACAACUUGAGCAAAAUCCUCGCUCGAUCUAUAAUUAGUCGCAAAAUGGGCCCCAAUGGAUUUGAACAGAUUGCACUUCUUGUCACUUCCCGCCGUUGUGAUUUUUGA
Molecule: messenger RNA, 243 nt
Organism: Penicillium verhagenii
Lineage: Eukaryota; Fungi; Ascomycota; Eurotiomycetes; Eurotiales; Aspergillaceae
Exons: 1
Coding region: 1-243 (80 amino acids)
Source: RefSeq, a predicted model, not a curated record